AUGACAGUUAUUGUUUUUCUGCUUGACAACAGCGCAGCAAUGAACCAGCGCACUUUUCAAGGCACUACGUUACUAGACGUAGCAAAGUCUGCGAUAGAGAUUUUUUUCAAAAUAAGGAUGAGCAAAUCAAGAGUAGAUCGUUAUUUUGUGCUUACUUUGAAUUCUGACAUAAGUUAUGUCAAACUUACCGGUUGGAAGCAGAAUGUUGAUCUUCAGUUACUUCAUUCUGCCUUAAAUAAUAUAAAACCAGACGGUUUAGUUGAUUUGUCAACUGGUAUUCAAAGAACAUUCCGGAUGUUAAAUAUAAAUAGAUUGCAACUCGGACUGGAAAAUUAUGGGAUGGGGAUUUAUCCAUCAUGCAUUGAACCCUCUGUAAUAAUAUGUAUUACUACUAGCAUAGGCUCAUACAGUUUUGAUGGCCAAAUUUUCAAUGAUGCAUCUAUAACUUCCAUAGAAUCUGCCGUUCUUGGGAAUGUUUUGACAAAAGAAACUUUCCGUUGGGAUUACCGCAUGUAUUCUCUGGUACUUCGUUUUCCCGCAUUUGUCAGUAAUAUUCAUGGUGGUAGCUCCAUAAGAUCAGAAACAAUCUCGCCGCUUAAAAGACUUGCGGAGAAAACUGGCGGUGAAAGUUUUGAUGUUUACGACGGUCGGGAACUCCACCAGUGUCUUGACUCUCUUGUCACAAAAUGCCAACCUGGCGUGGUUUUAAAAUUACGAAGGUCUGCUGACUGCGUUGAUGCGGCUCUCCAAGAGAAAUCCGUAAAGCAGUUGAUGUCAGUUAAGCUAAUGGGAAGGUCAUCGUCUUGGCCUAUCCCAGAACAAUUUUGGCCUGAUGAUGAGAUGCUAGCAUCAGAGUUGCCACCUAGAAGUGCACAUCCUGAAGUCCUUGUAUCUAAAGUUCCUGUGGUGGAACCUGAGUUGCCCGAGUAUUUCCCCGUCGACCGUUACGAGUUGACUCCAUCACAUUUUACGAAAGAAUUUCUAAAUUCGUCGGAGCAAAAUAUGGUUUGGCGGUGUUUCAGCUAUGGUAUCAAAAAGAGUCAGAAUGCACCGUUUGGUUAUUUAAAAGUAUCAAGUGAUCUCCAGUCAGUACAUCUGCAUAUACUUCCUUACAAUUAUCCUGUAUUUCUUCAGUUACUUGGUGAUAUAUGUGAUCAUAAACGUAUGACGGAAGCCUGGGGUCAUCAGUUUGUGAACUAUCUAGGAACCAUACCGAAAUAUUACUUUAUGCCCCUAGCGAAGGCGUUUGAACGAAUAGGGUUUGUCGGGAUGAUUAAGCCUGAAGCUAUUGACCGUGCACUUCCUUAUCAAUUGAAACAUUCUUUGCAAAAGCUUCGGCAUUCAGCUAAAAUUGAAUACGAUAACUUCGUGCGUAUGACGCAAACUGACAGCCCCACAAACCCAACUGUUACUUUACCAUCAGCCUUAUUGCCUUUACCUUUGUGGCCGCUACGUGAAUUUAAAUCGAUGUAUAUCAAACCUAAGCGUCUUCAUUCAAAUUCUCUCCGACCUUGUAAUAUAUCUCGAACCAAGUUGCGCGUAGUUUUGGGAAAAAUGAGGCAUGAACUUGAUAACCUCCUAAAUGGUUCAUCUAGCAUCCGAGCAGUUGACUUGAUUCAUCAACAACCAGUCGCCUUAAUGGGUGAUUAUGUUAACUACAGAAAUUCCCGGCAGGUCGAAACACCUUUGAGGGAGAUAAAUCCAACUCCUGAACGGUCAGAUACAUUCGGAAACCCUUUCCGACGGAAGUCUACAUCCUUCGUCGCGGAUGAAGGUUUCGUUGAUGAGAUGGAUUCAUUGCAAGUUAAUUCUUGUAAUCCGAAUACAGUUUUGCUCAAUUUUGGACGAAAAAAGUCUGCACAAACCACCAAAAAUCCUCAAGCAAGAGUCAAAGGUCCCUUACCUCCGUAUAUUAAUCACCUAAAUUGGCGUUUUUUCUCGCCGAAAUCUUCACCGCUGUCAUCGCCUAGAUCUUCGGAUAAUACUUUCAGUGAAGAAAUAUCAAGCGCGAUUUCAUCUCCCACAUAUACCGACAAUUCCCCUUCCUUAAUAAACCACUCAAGAUUCGCCAACCAAGCAAUUAUUGAAAAAACAAAUACUUUUGAUACUAGAAAUGCAUCGUCAUUGGAAAGUUUUAAAUUAAACAAGAAAAUCAUGUUCGAAUUAAUUCAUUUGGUUCGACAGCCUUAUACAGUAGAUGCAGUACUGUUAUUUGACCGCAUGAAUGAACUCACUGGUUCAAUUGGACAAAGAGAAGCUGUGGUUUCGAUGUUGAUGUCAGAAGCUUUGAGAUUCAGAAGAUCAUGUCUAUAUUUUUUACUAAGUGACUGGCGAACAUGGUUGCUGCAAAGUGAGAAUUCGAAAGAUCGUGUUAUUUUGCAAAAAUCGAAUCAGGUGGCCGCUAAAAUAAACCAUAUUCAGUUAAAUGGGUGGUCCUGAUCAAAUCGAUCUGUAUAUUAUGAUCUACUUAAUUUAUUUUGUAUAAAACUUUUACAUACUUAAUACUUUCAGAUGUAAAUAACUGAGGGUUUAUUAAUAAUCUUGUACAUGGUGUAUAAAUUCCCCAAAUGUUCUUUCAGAAACGGUCUUAUUUUCAUAAUAACAUUUUGCUCGCUAGUUUGUACACUGUUGAAAUACAACAAAAUUGCUAACAAUUCAUAAUUCUAUGGUUUUAUCGCUUUAGAUUAUUACUGAUGUUCUAUUCAACAUUAGUUUUAGGUU
Molecule: messenger RNA, 2721 nt
Organism: Schistosoma curassoni
Lineage: Eukaryota; Metazoa; Platyhelminthes; Trematoda; Strigeidida; Schistosomatidae
Source: the annotation of a GenBank genome assembly